CAGUUAUUCAUCGACUCAUAGUUAUAUUUUUAAUUAAAUUAUUAUUAUAUUUUAUUUAAAUUACUUAUUCAAUUUUAAGACUACAAAUGAGCCUAUUAAACAGAAUAUUGUCUAUGUGCAAAGCUUAUGCAUAUAUGGAACCUAUAGUCAUAAAUAAUACUGUUGACCAUUUAAAAUAUGGUUCUACAGGUGAACUACUAUGUCAAAAUAUCAGAAGUGAAUGGUUGUAUAGCAAUGUUACUAGUAGAGAUGAAAGUGUAUUUCAAUUUUGUAACGUCUGGGAAAAACAUUUCAAUGAUAUUAUAAGUCUUAAAGAUCCGUUUAUGAAUGCUAAACAGUUUUCCAAUAAUCAACUACCAUUCGGUUUCGCUGAUUCAAGAAGUCUCUGUGAACAACCAGAUUUAAUGGAUUCUAGAGUUGGAGAUAGAAAAUGUUUUAGCCCAAAGAAUUUUACAAGAUUUAAGUAUUUUGCAUUUUGUAUACCAGAAGAAGGUCAACAAUUUUUUUAUCACUGGCAAAGACAACGCAAAAUUUGGUGGAGAAAAUUCUCUGCCAAUCCCGGUAGAUUUUCAUUGACCGAAAUAUCGACUGAUGAUAAUGGGCAAGAGAGCACGGAAAUCCGAGCUGAAUUUGAAUGGGGACAGGAGACAAUUGAAACCAUACGUAACGUAAGCACUAAAAUGUUUGAUAGUCUCGAGCCAGCAGAACAAGAAAUAUUUUUAUCAAGAGUAGGAAAAAGAAAAGUCUUGCCUCACAUAGUGGAAAGUGAAACUAGUCUUGAGAAAGCGUGUAUGGUGUUUCUGUGUGAUGGAUAUACAGAAUUGCCUUAUCAUAAUGAUCGCAGGGAAGUUUUCCGGUUCCAUCGUAAAUUGGCUCCAUAUAAAAUAACAUUUGCGGCUCCGCUAUUAAAUGCCAAAAAAGCUGACGAACUGAGGCAACUUUCUGUGUACUUGGGACUUAAUUUAAAAAAAUCUGGGGUGUCUACCUUAAUAACUCCAAACAUGGCGAAAAAGUCUCUCGAAUCGCAGUUCACAGAUUCUGACUGUCUAGGCAUACCUUAUAUAGCUGUACUCAAUGAGUCUACUUUAGAAGAUGGUAUUGUAGGACUCCGAAGUAUUGAAACCACACUCGAGGAAAAAAUUCAUGUGGCCAAUUUGACUUCUUAUGUUGAACUACUCAUAAAAAAUUACUGAUUAUGUAACUACCACUAUUAAAUGUAAUUUAAAUAAAUU
Molecule: messenger RNA, 1232 nt
Organism: Diuraphis noxia (Russian wheat aphid)
Lineage: Eukaryota; Metazoa; Arthropoda; Insecta; Hemiptera; Aphididae
Gene: PolG2
Product: DNA polymerase subunit gamma-2, mitochondrial
Biological process (GO): mitochondrial DNA replication
Cellular component (GO): mitochondrion; cytoplasm
Source: RefSeq, a predicted model, not a curated record